UCCCAAAAAGCAUGGGCGUCCUACUUCACCAACAUGAUCUUCUCCAUAGGCCUCCUCCUCGAGAAGCCCUAUUCGCCAUGCUCGGAUAAUCUCACCCACCAAAGCCUCUACCGCCUUGCCGUGACAAAAUACCUCUCCCACGUCUUCGCCCUCCCAGACCGUCUCCUCCACAUCCAGGCCUACCUCCUCCUCGCCAUGCACGCGAUAUACUCCCCCUCCACGGAACGCAUCAUAUCCAUCGCCUCGGCGACGAUGCGCUACUGCGUCAUGGCUCAGCUCCACCUCGCCGACGCAGAACCGCACAUCUCUCCUUCCGCUCCCUCCCCAGAGACCGCAGCAACAAAGCUGAGAAUCCAAAUACGCCGGCGCGUCUUCUGGUCAGCCUACACCCUGGACCGCGCCGUCGACACAACAUUCGACCUCCCCUUUUCCGUCCCAGACUACCAAAUCACGGUGAAGCUCUACGCAAACAUCGACGACGCGGACCUCGAUGCCGCAUGUGAGAGGGCCUCGUUUCCAGAUCGGUAUCAUCACCCGCGCGGCCGAACAGGCGUCUCGGCCGCCUUGCAUGUAGUCUACUGCCGCCAGAUCCAAUCCGAGAUCCUCAACACGACCCUCCACCGCGAUUUUUCGACGCACUUUGACGACCUCCCUCACUGGCGGCUCCGCGUCCUCGACAAGUUGGACCGCUGGCGCGCCCUUUGUCACCGCACUCACCUCCAUUCCCGCAUCCGCUCCCGCUCCCGUUCGUUCACCCACCCAGAAUGGCUCCACAUGAUCUACAACUACUCCCUCGCAAUGCUCCAUCAACCAACCCGCUCCACGGCCGCCGGUCCAGCAGGCGACUGGACCGUCAAGUCUUGCAUCCAAGCCUGCCUCAUCUUCCGCAAGUUCCAGCGCCGCGGCCACCACAGCGGUCUCAACCACGCGCCCAUUGCAGAGCUCUGGCUCGGCCUCGUGGCGCAGUUCAAAUGCGGUGUCGCCUUGCUAUACUGCUUCUUCGCCACGCCGCCGGCGUUACGUACGGCGACCUAUGCGGUACCCGAGGCCGCGGAGGCUGUUAGGGCGUGUAGCGUUGUUAUCUCUAUUCUGGCGGAGCAGUGGCCUCAGAGCAUUUGUCUCGGGGAUGCGUUUGAUAUCUUGGCAAGAGAGGUGCCGCUGUACGAGCUUAGUAGUACACCUGCCAAGGUAGCGGGCAUAGCAGAUGCAGCUGCAGUGACGGGUCCGCGCAAGAUGAGAUCCGAAUCAGCAGGUGCGUUGAUGGCGAUGAGGGGACAGCUCGAGAUCAUCGUGGUGCACCGCAACACGCUACACAUGAUUCGAGAGAUGGCGCUGGACGAGUUUCCACGUCCGCCGUCAUCGGCUGGUACAGAGUCUCAGACUCAACCUGAGGCGUCUCUAGCCAACACCACGGCGGCGGCGGCAGCAGCAGCAGCUCAGCUCGGCGAAGGGGACUCACCCUCUUGUGGGCGAACGAGCAUCACCGGUGACAUGUUCCAGCCCAUGACGCCUCACUUCUUCCAGUCGAGCUUAACCAGUCUCGAGGCAGAGGGAUUCGAUCUUGCUGCGCUCGGGUUCCCUGGCGACUUUGAUCUGCUAGACGCUUGA
This is a messenger RNA of Colletotrichum acutatum, 1608 nucleotides long. RefSeq lists its product as uncharacterized. The record is from RefSeq and is a predicted model, not a curated record. Lineage: Eukaryota; Fungi; Ascomycota; Sordariomycetes; Glomerellales; Glomerellaceae. Gene Ontology annotation, molecular function: sequence-specific DNA binding; DNA-binding transcription factor activity, RNA polymerase II-specific; zinc ion binding. Gene Ontology annotation, biological process: positive regulation of transcription by RNA polymerase II; DNA-templated transcription. The annotation marks the transcript as partial. The transcript is spliced from 3 exons.